AUGGCGGAGAGGACAGAGGCCAUGUUGGGACAAAAUGGGUCGGUCGCAGACAGUGGCUAUGCUUGCACUCCUCUUCAUGGCGCCAAUCCACCAUCGAAACCAACUUGCAGCAAGAUGCCCUGUGGGCACACCAUGGGUGGUAGAAACCUCAUCGUCUGCAUUGACGGUACCUCAAAUCAGUUUGGAGACAAGAAUACAAACGUCAUUGAGUUGUAUAACCUCAUUUUAAAAGCGGAAGAAGAUCAACAACACACUUGGUACAAUAGCGGCAUCGGGACGUAUGCUCAGCCAUCGUGGAAAUCGCCCAAGUAUUGCAAGAAGGUCCUUCGGCACAAGAUCGAUCUGGCGGUCGCCUGUGAUUUUGAAAAGACUGUCUUAGGGUCGUAUGAGUGGCUAUCAGACCAGUAUCGAUCAGGCGAUUGUAUCUUUCUCUUCGGGUUCUCUCGAGGCGCAUUCCAAGUCCGCGUACUCUCUGCUAUGAUUGAAAAGGUCGGCCUCAUCCACCGAGGAAACAAGAUGCAGAUCCCAUUUGCAUAUGAACUCUACGCGGACAGUGCAGGCGAUAAGAAGACAGCAAACAAGGUUGGAUAUUCCAAGUCUGAUGACGAGGGAUCAAACACAUCCAAAGCUGAACGCUUCAAGAGCACGUUCUCGCGCGGGGACGUCAAGGUUCAUUUUGUGGGUGCUUGGGACACUGUUUCGUCGAUUGGAAUCGUCCGUGGAAGUCCCAUGCUCCCAGGUACCGUCGACGGGAUGGGGCAUGUCUGCUAUUUCCGCCAUGCACUUGCACUUGACGAACGGCGCGUCAAAUUUUUGCCCGAGUUCGCUUAUGGAGGAACGACGCUAGGCGACGAAGAUCCUGACGAUCCUUUAAGAGCUGAAGAUAGACCCAGAGACGUAGUUCCUCGUAUCGAAGACAAAGAGUGCAGCCAAACGCGUGCCAAGCGGGGGAGCAAGCGACCUCACACAAAGGAAGUCUGGUUUGCAGGCACGCACUCUGAUAUUGGAGGUGGAAAUGUCGACAACGCCGUUAUGAAUCGUGGCCGUCCUCCACUGAGGUGGAUGGUUUUUGAGGCGGGUUCUGUGGGGCUUCGCAUGGCUCCUUUCCGGCGCGAUCUGUCAUCAAGCGAGCAGAUUACCUUUAUUGAAUCUCUGACGUGGCCCUGGUGGCCCUUCGAGUUCCUUCCAUUCAAGAGACUCACGUUUAACAGGAGCGAAGGAAGUAGAACAAUUACUUGGAUGCCGCAUCUUGGCGCUGGCCGCAAAAUACAUCCUGGGCAGAAGAUCCAUAGUUCCCUCUUACUGACUGAUAAACAGUCCGAAGUUUACACCCCGAAAGCGCGUCCGCCUGAGCGUAAUGGAUUCUGGGAGAAAUUACGGAAGGGGGAGGAGACCAAAGGGAAGUGGUUGGAGGUGGAUUUACACGAAAUCGUGAAGGACAUUGUCGACAAUUUCGCCGAGCUCGAUGAGGUCUGGGAACGAGUGAUGGCUAUUGCUCCAUCCGCCGAAGGAAAACGAGCAUUGUACUCGGCGCUGGUGGACACCAUGGCCGUUCCAAAUAUUUCCAACAAAACGAAGAUUGAAACUUUGGAUUUUGUACUCCGCAAGUUAUCGCCCGAUCAUUCACUUCUCUUUCCCGUCCCAUCCGAUAGAAUUCUCCCCGUGAUUUCUCGUCUGUCAGAGAGCGAAAAGGAGAACCAUCGAGAGAUAGUGCAAACGUUUACAGCCCGGCUGACAACUCCUUGUCUUCAUGUGUUGGAAAAAGAUAACGAAUUAGUCUUCUCCGUCGCAUACUCACCUGACGGCACGAACAUCGCCUCGGGCUCGUGGGACGGGAGGAUUUGCCUCUGGGAUGCGGUGACAGGGACGAUCCUGCGAGAGCCGUUUGAAGGACAACGAGAUCCUGUCAAGACCGUCGCAUUCUCGCCCGAUGGCAAGCGCAUCGCCUCUGGCUCGGACGACCAGACGAUUCGUAUUUGGGACGCAGAGACCGGGAGCUUGGUGGUGGUGGGGUCGUUCAAGGAACAUACAGGCGGUGUCAAUUCCGUAGCAUUCUCACCUGAUGGGAGCCGUAUCGUCUCGGGUUCAUCUGAUGGGAAAGUCAGGAUUUGGGAAGCAGAGACGGUGAAGCCUGUGGGUAAGGCCUUCCGAGGACACACAGCUCAAGUCUGGUCCGUAGCAUUUUUUCCUGAUGGCAAGCGUGUCGUCUCCGGGUCCUUCGACAAGACUGUUCGGAUAUGGGAUGCGGAGACGGGGAAUGAAGUGGGAAAGCCCCUCCAAGGACACACGGACUUCAUCACCUCUGUCGCAAUCUCGCCUGAUGGCAGCCGAAUCGUCUCAGGCGCGGAAGACAAGACGAUUUGGAUCUGGGAUGCGAUGACAGGAGAAAAGGUGGUGGGGCCGAUCCGUGGACACACAGGUAGGGUCUGGUCCGUGGCGUUUUCUCCUGACGGACAGUACAUCGUCUCUGGCUCGAGAGACAAGACGGUUCGGAUUUGGGAUGCAGAGACGGGGAAGCAGGUGGGAGAGCCAUUGCGAGGCCAUACAGAGUCUGUCUGGUCUGUUGCAUCCUCGCCUGACGGAAAGCGCGUUGCAUCGGGGUCCCGGGAUUGUACAGUUCGGAUAUGGGACGUAGAAACGUGGGUGAAGGUGGCGCGCCUUGACAGUGUUGAGAAGGCUACUGGUCCCCAGGCCUCAGGCCUCAGUUGA
Messenger RNA from Cyclocybe aegerita, 2709 nucleotides. The record is from the annotation of a GenBank genome assembly. NCBI's taxonomy places the organism in Eukaryota, Fungi, Basidiomycota, Agaricomycetes, Agaricales, Hemipholiotaceae.